This is a messenger RNA of Eufriesea mexicana, 2848 nucleotides long. RefSeq names its product inner centromere protein A. Bases 86 to 2494 code for a protein of 802 amino acids. Lineage: Eukaryota; Metazoa; Arthropoda; Insecta; Hymenoptera; Apidae. The transcript has 3 exons. The record is from RefSeq and is a predicted model, not a curated record.
AGCAGGUGAGAUAGAGAGAGUUGGAAAGUAGGCCUUAGUCGUUCAGUCAGUAGUCAACUGCGUCCCCAGACGAUUGGUUGUCGUAAUGUUCGUGGUUCUCUGUUUGCUGCUCAUCCUCAGUCUAGGUCACUGUCAGGACAAUGAUCUUCCGUCGAGGUUCGAGAUUGAGAGCUCAAUCAACCGUACGAUCGAGGAAGUCGAGAGACAGGUUCGCGAAGACUCCAGUCUACCCCAGCUGAGUAGGCAAGAAAUAGUGAAUAUUCUGCAAAAUAUCACGUCGCGGGAUUUGAAGGAAUUUAAAGACAAAGGAAAGUUUGAGAGAGCGAGGAAUUUGUACCAAAGAGCACUCAUGGUUGUCCUUCCUUACAGUGCCGAGGAAUCGUCUGGAAAUUUGAAGGAUCUGUUCACGAAACCGCCUAUGACACAGAUGAUUCCUGACUUUUUGAAAUCGGAGACCGGCAAAAACUUGUCAGUGGAAGAAGGCGCGAGAAAAGAGGACAACGAUGUACAAAAUUCGGAGGCUUUGGUUACCGAAAACUUGGUACUAAAUCCUGACUCUUAUAAGACGACUUUGAAAGAGUCUACCACGAUGAAGAAUCGGUAUAAAAAUCACAGAGAUACGUACUCAGAAGUGCGUACGAAGGUACCAUUAAAGGAAACGUUGAAGCUGGACUCUACGCCAGUCAGGUUUAGUUUCAACCUGGAGAAUCUUCAGAAGAACGCACACGCCGCUGAGAAAACGACCACGAUGAAGUAUCCAAUUUACAGAGGUAAUGAAAGCAACGGUUCAGAGUUGGAAAUUAUCUAUAGCACCAGCGUUACCGACGAACCAACUACAAAAUCAGCUUCCAAGGAAAUUACUAUCGACUUGGAAAAAAUCAGAGGAAACCAGAAUAUAUUGACAUCCAGUCAGUGGCGUUAUAACGCGCCACCGAUUACCACGAAACCAACUUUGCCUUCUAAACUCGACAAGGUACCGUUCCUUCCAACCAUUAUCUCGGAUCCUGAAGAUCGUUUUCCUGUUUCUUCCACGCAGAAAUCAGAAGUCUUCACGAAAGACACGAGAAGCACAGAAGUUCCGGCGAUCAGUUCUGAAAGACCAACUGCUCUUUAUGUCACUCCAAUGUCCACCGAAACGUCAUCCAAAGUAAAAUAUAGUUCUACGUAUUCCCUGAAUUCUGCAGGAUUCCGUCAAGCUACGCCAAUUAAUACUAUCUCUACUACCACGUCCAUGCCUGUGAGGUCAGAGGUUAUGGAUCUGUUGGCUUCGAUUGGCUUACGGCCAGACAAUAACAGCAACGUCGAGGAUGUUUAUAAGAAGAACAAGGAUAUCCUGGAGAGCAAGGUUCAAGUUCCAGACCUGAAUAGUAUUCAGGGCUCGAUUUCAGGUCUGACUUCCGUCGGAAGUAACGCGGUAUCGAUUGUAGAUCAAAACACCUUUGAAACUACAGGAUCCGAGAUCAAGAAGGGAGUAAAGAAUUUAACUCCAGACGUUCAAAUGCUCUUCCAAAGAUUUGGUCUCCAAACUUCGAACCUGGACCAGUCCUCGACCACCACAACGCAGAAAACCACCGUCAACUUGAACUCGUACACGAACUUCAAACCGCUUCCUACUUCUAGCGUGAAGGAUCAAGAGAUGAGGGAGUUUUUGGCGAAAUUUGGGCUCGGUGUGAACAACAAAAGAAAGCAGAAGUCGAUGAAGGCGUCCACGGAGGCCCCCUCCGUGAUCGAAGCUGUACCCCACAACAUGAGAGGGAUUCUGGAGAACAUUGGUCUGAUAUCUAACUCGCAGAGGGCUAGCAAAGCCGUGAUCAAUACCGUGGAGGACAUGGAAUCGACGGAGACGUCCAAGUUUCACGUGUUCAAGCCUCACGAGGUGACGCUGAAGGAUGAAAAUCAGAGGAACAAGAUUAACGAGCUUUUGGACACCGUGAAGCAGGUCCAGGAGGGUAAGGCUGAUAUUCAGAAAGUUAGAAAAGUCGCGAAUGAUCUGUUAAAAACUACGAAGAUUUUGAAAGAUGGUCCAGAUCCUUUGAAGCUCGAGGAGAUCAUCAAGACCUACAACGAGAAUGUGAGAAACGAGGUGAAGAGGCAAGAGGAACAGCAGCAAGAAGCGACCACUACUACCACCACCACGGAACAAACUAUCACACCUUCCUCCCCUGCAACUGAAUCGGCAGAAACCACGUUAAGUACUUCCACGACGACAGAUUCUGCGAGAGCAGCUUCUGACCAGUCGAAUUCGACAGCCGAGAUUUCGUCCGAGGAUACUUCCACGACAGCUACGAAUCUGAUGGCUCUGGAGGAGUCUUUCGGUGGUACGACCAAAGAACCCGAUCCCGUAUUGCCUCCGAGAAGGAAAAGCGGUCUCUAUUUCUUGGUGGACUGGAACUCGUUCCUGGAAGUCGGCGAGGAGGACAAAGAGAAGAUCAACUUGAGGUUCCAGCCGAAAGUUGGCGACAGAUCGAGAUUCUUACCAGUGACCGUGCCUUAGAAAUUAGUAAUACUGGAAAUUGUUCGUAGCACAGGGUUUCAUAGUGUAUAUUGCGUUUCUUGAGUAACGAAUUUAACGUUACGUUCGAAGAUCAAAAUAACCAUUGUUUUCGUUUAAAUCAUAUGUACAUACAGGUAAUAUAUCGUUGAAAGGGGUAUGGAGGAUUAAGAAAUUAUACAUGGUUUAUGUAGGUAUUGUUUUUGGAAAAUUUUGGGGUACUAUGCACUGAUAAUUCUUAUGGUCCGAACUUCAGGGAUAAUUGUUACGUCACACGUAUCAUGACACGUAGUUAUUUAUGCACGUUGUUUGUAAUCGUUUUGUACGAUGUGUUGACUGAAUAAAACGUUUUCUCUA